Molecule: messenger RNA, 1707 nt
Organism: Falco peregrinus (peregrine falcon)
Lineage: Eukaryota; Metazoa; Chordata; Aves; Falconiformes; Falconidae
Gene: RASSF1
Product: Ras association domain family member 1
Exons: 6
Coding region: 417-1451 (344 amino acids)
Biological process (GO): Ras protein signal transduction
Cellular component (GO): nucleus; microtubule cytoskeleton
Source: RefSeq, a predicted model, not a curated record
CCCACGCUGGGGGUGAGGAGUUUACUCCAAGCACGGAGGCUCUCCGGGGGAGCUUCGGCUGCUGCUCACCCGCUGCCAGAGCUUCCCCCGGGCCCCUUCGCCGCUGGGAAACUGAGGCACGGAGCGAGGCUUGCCCCGGCCCUGGGAGGGAGCGGGGCUGCCCGAGUGGGGCCCCCCUUACCCGGCGGCGGCUCCGGGAGCCUCUUCCCCGCCUCCAGCCCGCCCCGCCGGGCUUGCCGGGACCGGGGGUGACGGUCGGGACCCCGGGGCGCCUGCGCGGCUGUCCCCCCUCUACACCCCGCUCCUGCCUCAGUUUCCCCUGCGGUGGCCGGACGGGGCGGCCCCUCCCGGUCCCCGCCCCAGCCCCGCUGCCGGCCCCCGCGUCGGCGCCGCGCAGCGCCCGCGACCGCCGGGCCAUGGAGCUCAUCGAGCUGCGAGAGCUGCAGCCGGAGCCGCGGCCGGCCCGGGGCCGCCUGGAACGGACCAACGCGUUGCGCAUCAGCCCGGCCCGACGGCCCGGCCCCGGCACGCACCCCGACCCGCGACUGACGGCGGCACCGGGCGCCGGGCACCGCUUCGAGCCCCGGCGCCGCGGGCUCCACACCUGGUGCGACCUCUGCGGGGACUUCGUCUGGGGCGGCGGCAGGAAGAGCCUCCAGUGCCGCCACUGCAGCUUCAUCUGCCACUACCGGUGCCGGGCCUUGGUGCGGCUGGACUGCAGCGGCCCCCCGAGCACCAGCGAUGAGGACGAUGGCAACGAGCAGGCACUGGAGAAGGACACCAACGUGGAUGAGCCUAGUGAGUGGGAGAAGGCAGAGCUGGACCAGGCACAGGUGGAGCAGCGGAUCAAGGAGUACAACAGCCAAAUCAACAGCAACCUCUUCAUGAGCCUGAACAAGGAUGGCUCCUACACUGGCUUUAUCAAGGUGCAGCUGAAGCUGGUGCGCCCUGUCUCGGUGCCGGCCACCAAGCGGGUCCCCUCCCUGCAGGCAGGGCGGAUGGGGCCGCACACCCAGGGGGUGAAGCGCCGCACAUCCUUCUACCUGCCCAAGGGGACUGUCAAGCACCUGCACAUCCUCUCGCACACCCGUGCCAGCGAGGUCAUCGAUGCCCUCCUCCGCAAGUUCACCGUUGUGGAUAACCCCCACAAGUUCGCCCUCUUCGAGAGGUCUGAGAAGGAUGAGCAAGUGUACCUGCGGAAGCUGGCUGACGAGGAGCAGCCGCUGCGGCUGCGGCUGCUGGCUGGCCCCAGCGAGAAGGUGCUCAGUUUCAUCCUGAAGGAGAAUGAGACUGGGGAGGUGAAUUGGGACGCCUUCACACUGCCGGAGCUGCACAACUUCCUGCGCAUCCUGCAGCGGGAGGAGGAGGAGCACGUGCGCCGGCUGCGGCACCGCUAUGCCCGCUGCCGCCAGAAGAUGCAAGAGGCACUGGCCACACGCACACCAGGGUGACCACCAUGCCACCCGUGCCCGUGGCCAGCCAGCGCGCCGGGACCCUCGCCUGCCGGCGGGUGGGGGCACAAGGCAGGGGGGGUGGAAGGGGGCACCCCGGGACCCACCGGGCCGACACAACCCCCGUGGGGCUGGCCCGGGGAGUGGGGUCCCCGGGGAGAACGAGUGUCCCCGGGGGAGUGGGUGUGCCCAGGGGGGCGAGUGUCCCCGGGGGUAGGCGGGGUGGCGAGCACCAAUAAAGGCAUCUUGGUGACGA